UACAGGGAACACUCACUUUUCGAAGUUCGGCAAACAGUAUAGCUUUAUCGAACGCCUUAAUUCACGGUGUCAACAGGGUAUGCUGGGUUUGAAGACAUUUCAGCCACUUAAAGUAGUGUUGAGAGUUUGUACCAAGCGAAACUAUGGAUUCAUGGCUAUUCGAAGGGACUAUGGUCCCGAAGACGUGGAAAAACUUCGCGGAUCUCUAAAGAUUGAGAAAACGUUAGCGAGACGAGGAGCAGGGAGGUUUUGGGAGCUGAUUAAUCAAGAAGAAGGCUCUUACGUGAACGCGCUGGGUGCCAUGACAGGCAGUCAAGCAGUUCAGAUGGCCAAGGCCGGUUUACAAUCCAUUUACCUCAGCGGCUGGCAAGUAGCGGCAGACAGUAACAUGGCUGGGCAGACAUACCCUGAUCAGAGUUUGUAUCCUGCCAACUCAGCCGCUAAACUUGUUGAACGAAUCAACAACGCCUUCAUUAGAGCGGAUCAGAUAGCUCACAUGGAAGGAUCUGAUAAACACAUUGACUUCUUUUUGCCCAUUGUUGCCGAUUGCGAGGUUGGAUUUGGUGGGUCGCUGAACGCCUUUGAACUCACCAAAUCAAUGGUAAGAAAAUGUAUUUUUGUAUCCCAUUUUGAACAUUAAGUUUUAUGAUAAUUUUGACUUUGCAUCUAUCAAGUUAGAAGACUAACAACCACAAUUUCUAGAUUCUAUUUAACUUGUAAAAACCACUAUACCUUAAAGCUUCGCGUUUUUGACCCGGUU
Orbicella faveolata is the source of this 760-nucleotide messenger RNA. RefSeq lists its product as uncharacterized. Lineage: Eukaryota; Metazoa; Cnidaria; Anthozoa; Scleractinia; Merulinidae. The record is from RefSeq and is a predicted model, not a curated record. Gene Ontology annotation, biological process: carboxylic acid metabolic process. Gene Ontology annotation, molecular function: isocitrate lyase activity.